This is a messenger RNA of Raphanus sativus (radish), 1670 nucleotides long. Its product is annotated as ubiquitin-like-specific protease ESD4. Gene Ontology annotation, molecular function: deSUMOylase activity. The transcript has 9 exons. Gene Ontology annotation, cellular component: nucleus. Lineage: Eukaryota; Viridiplantae; Streptophyta; Magnoliopsida; Brassicales; Brassicaceae. Bases 132 to 1481 code for a protein of 449 amino acids. Gene Ontology annotation, biological process: protein desumoylation. The record is from RefSeq and is a predicted model, not a curated record.
AGAAAGGAAAGAGUAGAAACCAUUCCCUCCCUCAUUUUCUGUCAGAACCCUAAUUUCAUUCACCCUUCUAUGCUUCUCCUCUCCCCCCCAAUCUCUUCUAGGGUUUAGUGGUUGACCCCUUCUUCCCUCUAAUGGGUGCCGUCGCCAUCAAUCGCAAGCGCACGGAAGAUUCCAUGAACUUCAACCAACAAUCCCCAUCCCAAUCUUCGAACAAGAAACGCAGAUUCUCCUUCGGAAUCACCUCUCCAGAUUCCAACAAGCCAUCUUCUUCGUCGAGGAUCUCGAGGUAUCCCGACGCGAAAGCUCCUCUCAGACGAGAGAUUCACGCCCCCAGCAGAGCCAGUCUCAGAUACGGUCCGCCCAAGCCCAGACCGAUCGAUCACUACAAGAAGAGAGCUUUCGAUGCGUUGAGGUUCUUUACGAAAGAGAAAGAGGUUAUUGAUUUGGGGGAUGAAGAGCUGGAAGUUGUUGUUGAUUGUGAUCUUGAGGAGGAGGAGGAGGAGAAGGAUGUUGUUGAGCCUCCUCCUCCUCCUCCUCCUCCUCCUUCGAGUUCAAUGCUUGAUUCGAUGUCUUUAGUUAGUCAAGAGAAGGCUUCUACAGAUGCAGCUUCCAGCCUCGCAGCCUAUAAGAAGCUUUUGGAGAGUGCUGAGAGGAGGAACCCAAAGUUGGAAGCUUUGGGGUUUGAGAUUUUGUUUAACGAGAAGAAGUUGUCGCAGCUUCGUCUGUCUCGUCCUAAGCCUCUCGAGAAGCCUCUCAAGAAGGUGCCUGAUGAACCGUUUAUACCUCUCACUGAGGAGGAGAAGGAUGAAGUCUACCGUGCCUUUUCUGGUAAAAAUAGAAGGAAAGUCUUGGUUACUCAUGCGAACUCAAACAUUGAUAUUACUGGUGAAGUUCUUCAAUGUCUUACACCAUCUGCAUGGCUAAACGAUGAGGUUAUCAAUGUCUAUCUCGAACUACUCAAAGAAAGAGAAACCAGAGAGCCCAAAAAGUAUUUGAAGUGUCAUUUCUUCAAUACCUUUUUCUACAAAAAGCUAGUAAGCGACUCUGGUUAUAAUUAUAAAGCUGUUAGAAGAUGGACUACGCAGAGAAAGUUGGGAUAUGCUCUUAUUGACUGUGACAUGAUAUUUGUUCCCAUCCACAGGGGUGUACAUUGGACCUUAGCAGUUAUUAACAACAGGGAUCGCAAGUUCUUGUAUCUCGAUUCACUAAAUGGAGUUGAUUCCAAGAUUUUGAAUGCUCUGGCGAAAUAUUUGACCGAUGAAGCUAAGGAAAAAAGUGGAAAAGACAUUGAUGUGAGUUCGUGGGACAUGGAAUUUGUUGAAGACCUUCCCCAACAACAAAAUGGGUAUGACUGUGGAAUGUUUAUGCUUAAGUACAUCGACUUCUUCAGUAGAGGGCUGGGGCUAUACUUCAGCCAGGAACAUAUGCCAUACUUCCGGCUAAGAACGGCUAAAGAGAUUCUGAGACUAUGUGCUGACUGAAGUUAGCGUGGGCUAUUAUGCAUGUCAAAUUUUAGGAGUGCUGUUUUGCUUUCCUUUGUUGAUUUGUUCAAGCUUUAAAAUUUUCUACUCCUUUUAGGCAGUGAAAGCAUCUUGUGAUCUAUUAAAACUGAAGUACAAAUUAGAAUUAACCAUUAACUUUUCUUAAUAUUUACCACUUAUGCCACUGGA